This is a messenger RNA of Tricharina praecox, 792 nucleotides long. RefSeq lists its product as uncharacterized. NCBI's taxonomy places the organism in Eukaryota, Fungi, Ascomycota, Pezizomycetes, Pezizales, Pyronemataceae. The record is from RefSeq and is a predicted model, not a curated record. Bases 118 to 705 code for a protein of 195 amino acids. The transcript is spliced from 2 exons.
AGGGGAAGGAGGUGCGGGCACCCAAUCGGAAUCGACGAUCCAACACGAUGGGGAGUCUGUAGGUCCAGGUUCCUCGCGCCCGACCGUUGUGCCUAGGUAUUUUACACAAAUGUAAGUAUGUUGGUUGGUAGACAUCGCCGACGUGGUCUGGCGGGCGGGCGUGAAGUGGUGGCUGGAGCCUGGAGCCUGGGGGGAACUCCGAUGCGGACAAGGUGGCAGUCCUUCUUUGUUGCGUUCUCCAGAGUCCAGUGCGGGUUCUUUCCCCAGCCCCAUUUUCUCGCCGGGGCGAUGUCGAAUGGUCACAAAAUCAGGUUCCAUUAUUACGCCUUCAAGACGGCUCUUGAUUGGCUGCCCAUCACGUCACCUCUCGCUAGCGGCGGCUCUUUGGCACCCCAAAAACUUCGAAUCCAUGCUACACCACGCAAAAUCACUGCCCACGCAGAAUCCGCCGACAGGAUAACAACAGCAACUCGUCGCAGCGGGACGAGAGCAACGCGAGAAAUGCCGCUUAGAAACCAGAAUCCCAAAAAGAAGAACCGGGGUUGGCAGCGAGGCAUCGAGCUCGGCGGAACCAGCAUGGAGCUCCGGAUCCGAUCGAAACUCUACUAUAUGUGGUUAUCCAGAGUGUUCUGCACUAGGAUAUUAGGUUGGAGUCCGUGUAUCAAAACGGCCGCCCUCCCCCUCUCACCUCAUCUUGCCCCAUAAAUUCACUUUCGAUCUUUCCGUUAUUCCUUCACUGCACUCGCCUGUCCAACCGUCCCCUCCCCCGCCCUACCGACCGACCGACCGACU